GACGUGUUGCCAGGUGGACUCAUGCGACACGUGACCAAACACUUGUGCUAUCAGGUACACUUGUGGACAUCUAACAAUUCCGAACCUUGAACCCAGGUAAAAAUUCCAGCUCUUUUUACCAGAUACAAAUGAAAGCGGUAGGGGGGUGGAUGUUGCAUUUAACUCCGCAAUGCAGUCUAAAAAUGCAACAUAACGGGCUCGUAUGCGCUGACACUUUGAGUCCAGGUGCAUAUGAGUGCAGUCGAGAAAGUACAGCAGUGUUGUACAUUCGGGCUUCCACUGAAUCGAUAUAGCCACCGUUCCGCGUGCUACAUCUGGCUAUCAUGAGCUACACGUCAGUAGGCUCGAAACGAUGUCUGCCAUCCCGUGUUUGCGCGUUUAAAGGCCAAUGAGGGAUUAGUACUUACUACGGUGUUGACCUCACGAAUCUUCGACGGCAGCUUCUUGUCCUUCCAAGUCAUUUUUAUAGCGAUAUAAAAUGCCAUCAGGAUCGGGCUCGUGUUAAAGUCAAGGGCUCGAAGUCGCCGUGCUUCAGAUCCUGGAUAUGUAUAACGAGUUCUCGAAUCUCGGACCUCGAGGGGGAUGGAGGUAGCUUAAUGCUGCUUCCCUCGUAAUAUCGUCCGUCCCGCUUACUGUAUAGCUUGAAUACAGUGUGAACGGGAUUGGCCUUCCAGAGUUGCUCGGGGACAAGAUGAGAGAGUCCCUUACGGCAUAGCGGGAGGACAUGAUCUUGCUCGAUCGUUGGCCAUUGGUGUUUAUGUAUACCAUCGGGGAUAGUUAGGGCGUAUCCUAAGAUCUUCAUGAGGAUCUCAUCAGGUAGGUGGACGGUCCAAUCUUUCUUUGCGUUUAAUUGAGCCUCAGCCAUAUUGGUCAAGCUAGACUAGUCUGACAGUUCGAGAUAUGGUUUGUUGAUGAACUCGGUUCAAGUAUCGGCAAAGGUUAGAAUUGAGGUUGGAGUGGAGUCUGAGACCGAUAGUUGAGAUUAAGUAUGACAGUU
Periconia digitata is the source of this 997-nucleotide messenger RNA. The record is from the annotation of a GenBank genome assembly. Lineage: Eukaryota; Fungi; Ascomycota; Dothideomycetes; Pleosporales; Periconiaceae.